Messenger RNA from Scedosporium apiospermum, 1131 nucleotides. RefSeq names its product Dihydroceramide delta(4)-desaturase. Gene Ontology annotation, molecular function: sphingolipid delta-4 desaturase activity. The coding region runs from base 1 to 1131 and encodes 376 amino acids. The record is from RefSeq and is a predicted model, not a curated record. The transcript is spliced from 3 exons. Gene Ontology annotation, cellular component: membrane. Gene Ontology annotation, biological process: ceramide biosynthetic process. NCBI's taxonomy places the organism in Eukaryota, Fungi, Ascomycota, Sordariomycetes, Microascales, Microascaceae.
AUGGCCGGAUCCUCCACGGCUACCCCCGCGUCGACCUCCACGGUCAAGUCGCGAGUUAAUGGAUCGGCGAAGAAGGAGGGCAAGGAGCCAUUGGAGAUCAAGGAACACGAUUUCUUCUGGACAUACACCGAAGAGCCUCACCGCACCCGCCGGCUAGCUAUCAUCAAGGCGCAUCCAGAGGUAACGAAACUCUGCGGUCCUGAGCCCCUCACCAAGUAUGUCGUCGCCGGAGUCGUCGGUCUCCAGGUCCUCUUGGCCUACCUCCUCCGCGACACGCCAAUUCUGAACUGGAAGUACUUGGCGACGGCCUAUGUCAUUGGCGCAACCGCGAACCAGAACCUCUUCCUUGCUAUCCACGAGAUCUCGCACAACUUGGCUUUCAGAUCCCCCAUGGGAAACCGUCUCCUGGCUAUCUUCGCGAACCUACCAAUCGGUAUUCCCUACAGUGCAUCCUUUCGACCAUAUCACCUAACACACCACAAGUCCCUCGGCGUCGACGGUCUCGACACCGAUCUCCCCACCGCCUUCGAGGCCAUCUUCCUCGACUCCAUCCUCGGCAAAGCCUUCUUCGCCACCUUCCAAAUCUUCUUCUACGCCCUCCGCCCUAUGUUCAUCUACCGCGUCCCCUUCACGUGGAUUCACCUCUUCAACGUCCUCACCCAAGCCGCCUUCGACUACGCCAUCUACACCUACCUCGGCCCCAACGCCCUCGCCUACUUCAUCGUCAGCUCCUUCCUAGCCGGCUCCCUCCACCCGCUCGCCGCCCACUUCAUCGCCGAGCACUACGUCUACGAAACCGUCACCCCCGAACAGCGCGAUCCGGACAACGCCCUCCCCAUCCCCGAGACAUUCUCGUACUACGGCCCGGCCAACAUCCUCACCUACAACGUCGGCCUCCACAACGAGCACCACGAUUUCCCCGCCGUGCCCUGGACCCGGCUCCAUAAGCUCCGCGACAUCGCUCACGAGUUUUACGACGAUCUUCCGCAGCAUCAGAGCUGGACCUAUGCCCUGUGGAGGUUCAUCUGGGACGAGAACGUGGGCAUGAGGUGCCGCGUCAAGAGGAAGGAAGGUGGGAGGAUGGUGGGCGGCGGCUCUUCUAGCUGGAAGCAGUCCGAGCUCGAGUCCUAG